Molecule: messenger RNA, 2877 nt
Organism: Anneissia japonica
Lineage: Eukaryota; Metazoa; Echinodermata; Crinoidea; Comatulida; Comatulidae
Product: tripartite motif-containing protein 2-like
Exons: 1
Coding region: 301-2877 (858 amino acids)
Biological process (GO): positive regulation of DNA-templated transcription
Cellular component (GO): nucleoplasm; chromatin
Molecular function (GO): zinc ion binding; ubiquitin-protein transferase activity
Source: RefSeq, a predicted model, not a curated record
AUAAUAAUGAUAAUUAUAACAAUAAGGUGGUGGGUUAUAUAACCAUCUACUGGCAAUUUUAUAAAUGGAUAAUGAUAAAUCUUGCUUAAGUUUCUCCUAAUAUAAUUAAAAUCUAAUUAAUAAAAAAAAAAAAAAUAAUGCCAAAAAAGGCUACAUGUACAAUCUGCAGGUGGAAAAUGGCGCCGCGAGCAACUCUACCAAGAGAUGGAUACGUGCACCAAAUAAGAUGACAUUAAUAUUAUUAUUAUUAUUAUUAACCACUUUUUAAUUUUUAUUGUAGGAUUGUUAAAAAGGUGUACGAUGGCAGUUGGACGAACACAUGCUGACUUAAUUGAUGAUCUGAAAGAUGAGUUCAUAAACUGUAAAAUAUGCACUAAACAGUAUACAAUGACAGAACGAAGGCCAAAAGAACUGCCAUGUCGUCAUACGUAUUGCUCGAGUUGCAUCAAUACAAUUGUUCCACAACCAGGCCAAUGUCAGGGCCGCUGUCCUUAUUGCAGAGCUCCAUUUGAUCUUGAUGAUGAAGGUGCAGAUAAACUUCAAGACAACUUAACAAUUAAGCAGUUAUUGGAUUUUCUAAAAGUUUCAAAACCAGAACCCAUGGAAGGAAUAACAUGUGAUGAAUGUUCACGUGGUAACAAAUCUGUCAGCUGGUGUUACCACUGUCGUCAUUCAAUUUGUAGAAAAUGUGAAGAGUCCCAUGCAGAGAUGAGGUCAUUUUCAGGUCAUAUCACUGAAUCAUUGGACAUUGUUAAAGUAAACGAAGCAAGGAAAAUAUAUUACUGUGAACAGCACAAGCAAGAGAAAUUGCAAAAAUUUUGUGAAUGUUGCCAAGAGGUGAUCUGUUUUCAGUGUACUCUCAUAUCCCAUCAUGUAGACAAAGGCCAUAAAGUUGUUGAUCUUGCAAGUGUACAAGAAAAACAUCUUACUGAACUAAAUAAAAUUGUUGAUGAAGUGAUGUCCAUCCAGCAGAAAGCAAUUCUGAAGUCAUGUAUAGCUACCAAAAAGACUGACAUGCUUGAUACAAAUUACCGGUCAUGUACUGAAGACAUGGAUUCAUUUCUACAAAAGUUUCAAUCAACAGUAAACGAAACUAUAGUUGCUCAUUUUGAAAAACUUAAAAAGUAUGUAGAUGCUUUCAAGUUGUCAGCAAUUGAUCAAUUCAAGAAAGAAACAGAAGCAGCUGAAAUAUUUCUAUCUCAUAUCGGUAGCACUGUAGAAACUUUCCAGCCCAUCUUGGAUCGAAAGUGUCCAGUUGAGAUUGCACGUACACUACAUGUUCACAGCAGGUCACUGACAAAACUUGUUAAUGAGGAUUGUAAAUCAUUGCCAGAUACAGGAGAGGAAGGUGGACCAGUCCCUAAUGUUUCAUACAGCUUGUUGUCAUUUACACAUAAUUGUGAAAAUUUAGCUUCCAUUAUCGCAAACAUGACAGCAAUUGAAGCAUUCAAUGUCGUCCCAGCUUACACUAAGGUAUCUGUAGAAAAUGGUGUCAUUGGAGUGCCAUGUCGCUUCAUUAUUAAAUUGCACAACAGAAACAAACAGCCUUGCAAUCGAGCCUCUAAAGACAUAAAAGUAGAAGCAACUGUGUGCCCUGAUGAAAGUAUGUCAAGUAGUCCUAUUGUUUGCCAAGUCCACCCAACAAGCCCAGGAGAAUAUGAGGCACAGUUUACUCCUCAUACAAUAGGUUACCACAAUGUGAUCUUGAAGGUUAUGGGAGAAUCUGUCAUUUCACCUCUGAUUUCUGUUGGUGAAUUUUGUAUUAAAAUUUUACAGGACGAGUCACAAAGUACUGUUCGUGCUAAUGUCAUUCUUGUUAGUACAGAUAACUGCAAGGUAUCAAUUGAUCUCCAAAAUGUUGAAGUCCAAUGCCUUGGUCCUAGGUCUGAAAUUGUUAAACCAGUAGAACAUCACUUUGCUAAAGAUAUAGUGGAAGCUAAAUUCAAUUUAAAGUGUCUUGGUAAACAUUCGGUUCGUGCAGUGUACUGUGGUAACCCCAUUAAGAACAGUGAAGACCUAGUCAUAAACAAGACACAGCAGCUGAUUGGACAGGGUGGAAAAGGACCUGGAAAUCUCCAGGACAUUGCUGACCUAGUGGUGCUUCCAUGCGGAACCCUCCUCGUUCUUGACCUACAGGCUAAGAGAGGAAAAACAAAAUGCCAUCUCAUUCUCAGUACAUGGAAUUCAAAUGGAAAAUUUAUUGGUACUACUUAUACUUCAAUUGAAGGUUCACAGUAUCAUAAGCCUAGUUUAGCUGUUGGAUACUUAAGUGGAUCAAAUGUGUGUGUAUGUUCAAAUGAUGAAACUGAUGCAUUCCAAAGCAUUUUUUUUACAACACCCUCUUUGAAACUGAAAAAAAGAGAAUUAAAGUUAGAAAAUGUCAAACCACUAGCAAUUGCAAUGAAUUCAGAAGGCAUUAUUUUUAUGUGCUCUUCAGAAUCAAAACAAAUCAAAGCCUUUUCUCCAGAUGGCAAGCUUCAUUCAAUAAUUGAUGUUAAAGAUUUUGAAAUCAAGAAUCCAAUAGACAUCUGCAUUGACUGCAAAGAUAAUGUUUUCAUUUGUGACAUCGAAAAUAAUUGCAUUCACAUGUUAAAUUCUGAUCAUAAAUUUGUUAAAACAUUUGGAAAGGAUGGUGAGAUUAAUGAGCCAAUUGCCAUAGCUGUUGACAGUUGUGGCACACUGUUCAUUUUAGGUAAAGGAUACAUUUUAGUAAUUCAAAUUGACAACAGUCAAAUUAUUGACACUCUUGAGUGUUCAUCUCGUAAAGGAGACAAGAUAGCUUGCACAAAAGAUAAUUACAUAAUCAUUACAAAUAAAUCCAAAUCCAAUUUAAUCAAGUUGGCUUACUGUAACACACAUCUAGGUGCAUCAUGUUGA